Dufourea novaeangliae is the source of this 968-nucleotide messenger RNA. RefSeq names its product monocyte to macrophage differentiation factor 2. Bases 111 to 968 code for a protein of 285 amino acids. The record is from RefSeq and is a predicted model, not a curated record. Gene Ontology annotation, molecular function: pore-forming activity. NCBI's taxonomy places the organism in Eukaryota, Metazoa, Arthropoda, Insecta, Hymenoptera, Halictidae. Gene Ontology annotation, cellular component: membrane. The transcript is spliced from 4 exons.
UUAGAUAUAUAAAGCAUGAUGUAAAAAAAUCCCGCAGGGAUACGGUUACAUUAAAUAACGUUUUAUUUUAAUGUUUAAACCGAUGGGGUGACACUGACAUCUUAUGAACAAUGAAAUUUACUGAUUUCCUGAAAAACACCAUGGAUACAUCUAGUUUUCAUCAGCUACUUGCGGCGCCAAUAAAAAAUGUUUUACAAGUUCAACGCAUUAAAAAAAUAAAAUGGAUGAAUCCUCGAGCAUGUACAAAUGAAGCGUAUAACCCUACUCCUAUAGAGCAUGUAGCAAAUGUGGCUACUCAUGGAAUUUGGGUUGUACCGUCAGUCUUAGGGAGCUUAGAACUUAUCCGUCGUUCAGCAACGUGGACACAAUUAGUAUCAGCUUGUGUAUAUGGUACAUCUUUGAUUCUUGUUUUUGCCAUAUCAACAUUCUUUCAUAGUGUACAUUACUGCAAUUACAACAGGCAACUGAAGGAUGCACUUCAUCGUUGUGAUCGUGCUAUGAUUUACAUUUUUAUUGCUGCUAGUUAUUUUCCUUGGUUAAAUGUAGAUCAUUUCCCUCACGAUGAAUUAUUGUUUUUAAUGCGUUACACUGUUUGGAUUAUGGCAAUAUUAGGCAUACUUUAUCAACAAAUCUUCCAUGAACGAUACAAAAUGUUAGAAACAAUUUUUUAUGUAAUUAUGGGAAUCGGUCCUAGUGUUGCUAUCAUUAAUGUUUACAAUUAUUACAACAUUACUGAGCUGAAAAUGGGAGGAGCUAUUUACAUUACUGGUCUGGUAUUUUUUAAAUCUGAUGGUCGCAUACCUUGCGCGCAUGCAAUCUGGCAUCUUUUUGUUGCUGCAGCAGCUGGAUUCCAUUACUACGCCAUACUGUACCAUGUUUUUCCUGCGACUGGUUCACCAGAUAUUUACAUAGCAGCAGGUAUGCCACCUUUGCCUACCUUAUUAAAAUCUCAAAUCGAAGAAUUAUGA